UCCUGCACGGCAGAGGAUCACGAGAGCCGCGGAGCGAUCCUCCUUCAGCCGCACGCGAGCUAAUCGGAGCGCUUCCGCCUGAGCCGGCCAAUCAGAGCGAGGUGCGCUGCAGCUUAUAAACGCGUCAGCUGCCGAGCCUUUUCCGUUCACCGUCCCCGCUGUCCCGUGAAUCACUGACCCCAGCUGCAGCCCUCUACACCGCAACCGUGAAGAUGGCGGCCCGGGUCGUUAUAUUUUUCAAGACCAUGCAAGCGGCGCGAUGCCCAACAGAUGAGCUGUCGCUGACUAAUUGUGCCGUGGUGAGCGAGAAGGAUCUGCAGUCAGGACAACAUGUGACUGUGAAGACCACACCCAACCACAAGUAUGUGUUUACAGUGAAGACUCACCACACUGUGGCACCUGGAAGCAUCGCCUUCAGCCUGCCGCAGAGGAAGUGGGCGGGUCUCUCCAUCGGCCAGGAGGUUGAAGUGGCCAACUACAACUUUGACAAGUCCAAGCAGUGCAUCGGCGCCAUGACAAUCGAAAUCGACUUCCUGCAGAAGAAGAGUACGGACUCCUCCCCGUAUGACUCGGACAAGAUGGCUGCCGAGUUCAUCCAGCAGUUCAACAACCAGGCCUUCUCUGUUACCCAGCAGCUCGUCUUCAGUUUCUGUGACAAGCUGUUUGGUUUGGUGGUGAAAGACAUCGAGGCCAUGGACGCCAGCAUCCUCAAAGGAGAGCCGGCCUCUGGAAAGAAACAGAAGAUCGAGUGCGGGCUGAUGAUCGGCAACAGCCAGGUGAUCUUUGAGAAGGCGGAGAGCUCGUCCCUCACACUCGUUGGAAAGGCAAAGACCAAGGAGGCUCGACAGACAAUCAUCAACCCAGACUGGAACUUUGAGAAGAUGGGAAUCGGAGGUCUGGACAAGGAGUUCUCCGACAUUUUCCGCAGAGCCUUUGCUUCCCGAGUCUUCCCUCCGGACAUCGUGGAGCAGAUGGGUUGUAAGCACGUGAAGGGCAUCUUGCUGUUUGGGCCUCCAGGCUGUGGUAAAACACUGAUGGCCAGGCAGAUUGGUAAGAUGCUCAACGCCCGCGAGCCCAAGAUCGUCAACGGCCCCGAGAUCCUGAACAAGUACGUAGGAGAGUCUGAGGCCAACAUCCGAAAACUGUUUGCUGACGCAGAGGAGGAGCAGAAGAGGCUGGGAGCCAACAGCGGCCUCCAUAUCAUCAUCUUUGAUGAGCUGGACGCCAUCUGCAAGCAGAGAGGAACGGGCGCCAGCAGCACAGGGGUGCAUGACACUGUGGUCAACCAGCUCCUGUCCAAGAUUGAUGGCGUGGAGCAACUGAACAACAUCCUGGUCAUCGGUAUGACCAACAGGCCCGACCUGAUCGAUGACGCUCUGAUGAGGCCCGGCAGGUUUGAGGUCAAGAUGGAAAUCGGUCUGCCUGAUGAGAAGGGGCGUGUCCAGAUCCUGACCAUCCACACCAACAAGAUGCGAAGCUUCAACCUGCUCGCUGGCGACGUCAACAUCAAGGAGCUGGCGGCUGAGACUAAGAACUACAGCGGUGCCGAGCUGGAGGGGCUGGUCAGGGCCGCUCAGUCCACCGCCAUGAACCGACACAUCAAGGCCACAUCUACAGUGGAGGUGGACAUGGAGAGGGCCGAGAAGCUGCAGGUCACCAGAGACGACUUCAUGGGGUCCCUCAACAACGACAUCAAACCUGCGUUUGGUACGAACCAGGAGGAUUAUUCCAGCUACAUCAUGAACGGCAUCAUCAAAUGGGGCGACCCCGUCACUCACGUCCUGGACGACGGAGAGCUGCUGGUGCAGCAGACUAAGAACAGUGACCGCACACCGCUGGUGGCCGUGCUACUGGAGGGUCCACCCCACAGUGGGAAGACGGCCUUGGCAGCUAAGAUUGCAGAGGACUCACAGUUCCCCUUCAUUAAGAUCUGCUCUCCAGACAAGAUGAUUGGACACUCCGAGAUCUCCAAGUGCCAGGCAAUCAAAAAGGUCUUUGAUGACGCGUACAAGUCUCAGCUCAGCUGCGUGGUGGUGGACGACAUCGAGCGUCUGCUGGACUACGUCCCCAUCGGGCCACGUUUCUCCAACCUGGUGCUUCAGGCUCUGCUGGUGCUGCUGAAGAAGGCGCCGCCAAAGGGUCGGAAGCUGCUCAUCAUUGGCACCACCAGCAGGAAGGACGUGCUGCAGGAGAUGGAGAUGCUGGACGCCUUCAGCACCACCAUCCACAUCCCCAACAUAUCUACUGGGGAGCAGCUAGUCGACGCUUUAGAGCUGCUGGGGAGCUUCUCAGAUAAAGAGCGCGCCAGCAUCGCGCAGCAGCUCAAAGGGAAGCGAGUGUGGAUCGGCAUCAAGAAGCUCCUGGUGCUCAUCGAGAUGUCGCUGCAGAUGGACCAGGAUUACAGAGUGUCCAAGUUCCUGUCUCUGCUCCGAGACGAGGGGGCUGAUCGCAGCUUCUAUGAGUAGAGGGGCUCACCACCAACAAUAUCCAUUGGAUAAAAUGAGGAAGAGGAGAAGAAGAAGAAGAAGAAGAAGAGAUCCUCCUCUUGUCCAUCCACCCAGUGAUCCAUCCAUCCAUCCGUCCGUCCAUCUAUCUACUUAAAUACCCACCUGUUCGAAGAGAGGGACACACAACUCCUCUUGAUCUCAGCAUGUUUCUGUAGGCAGUGCCACUGUAUCACCGUCCUCCUACUCUUCAUCCACCUUCAUCUUUACUUAUUGACAUAUCACAGCAAACUACUGGAAGUCGUACUGUUAAAAAUCUGUUAUCUGUAAAGAAAAUUGCAAUAGAUGAUUGUAAAAAGUGCUGUUUUGUGCAUCGUGCGUAAAAAAAAACAACAAAAAAAGAAAGUAUGUUUUCAGCUCUAGUAUUUGUUGUGUUGUUGCAUAUCCCUCGUCCUGCUAAAGAUAGUUAUUGUUAGUAUACGAUAUGUAUCCUCACAAACACAAGCAGAGUCAACAGAAAACAUCCAGACGUGACACAAGCCAUCUGAAUAUUUAAGAUGUGGAUCUCUGAGAGGCUUUUAGUGAAUAUGUAGUGGCUGUAAAAACGAAGCUGUUCCAUGUGACAAUGUAAACCCUUUAAAAUCUACAGUAUGUAACCUGUUCAUGUUCUGUACAUAGUAUAUAUAGAGACAAAUGCAGUAUAUCACAAGAGUCAUUUAAAUGAUCGGUCUCCAGUCUGUUUGGUACUAUAUCAGUAUGAUUCUUCUUCCCUGAGACGUUACCAGGUUACUGUAAUAGUGAAAGUAAUUGUUGGAUUGUUUCUGUCUGUGUUCAGUUGAGUCUCGCUAGUGUCGCUAAACGGCAGCAUCAGUGUUAACGAUUAAAAAAUAUUCCGCACUUUCAACAUCGAGUCAAAGAACCUUUAGUAUCUCAGUGGCUCUUCGUGGGAACUCGAGCUCGUGUGCAUGUGUGAGGAACUAAACGCUGCAUGUGUCCAGUAUGUCAGAGUAUAUGUGUGUGUGUGUGUGUGUGUGUGUGUGUUUGAGAGAGUGUGUGUGGCAGCAGAAAGUGCUGUUGAAUGUGAGCAUGUGUGUGUUUUAGUGUGUGUGUGCAUCUUGAGUUCAGGUUGAGGCGGUCGGUGGUUAAUUUGUGGGGUUUUUCUCAUGUCAUGUGUUCAGUGGUUUUUGUCCAAAUGUUCUUGUUUUAUUCGGAUCAUUGACGAUGUGUGUGUGAGUGUGCGUGAGUGUGUGUGUAAAUAUAUAUUAACAUGCAGAUGUAUUAUUGCAAUA
Molecule: messenger RNA, 3733 nt
Organism: Epinephelus fuscoguttatus (brown-marbled grouper)
Lineage: Eukaryota; Metazoa; Chordata; Actinopteri; Perciformes; Serranidae
Product: vesicle-fusing ATPase
Exons: 21
Coding region: 213-2465 (750 amino acids)
Biological process (GO): intra-Golgi vesicle-mediated transport; Golgi to plasma membrane protein transport; SNARE complex disassembly
Cellular component (GO): Golgi stack
Molecular function (GO): ATP binding; ATP hydrolysis activity
Source: RefSeq, a predicted model, not a curated record